GUGUCUCUGGAAGCCUCGGCACGGCGGAACCCUUGCGCUCGCGAGAUUGCGCCUUUGGUAUCCGGUCUUCCUUUUCGCACGGCGGAACCCUCGGCACGGCGGAACCCUUGCGCUCGCUCGCUCGCUCGCCUCGGCACGGCACGGCGGAACCCUCGGCACGGCGGAACUCUGUGUAUCUGGUCUUCCUUGCCCGUUGAGUGCGUUGGCCUUUGAUUUGAUGACAACUUGAGCUAGGGUUUUCGUUGUUUUCCAUCAUCUGAUCAAAAUCGCUCAAUUAGGGAAGAAAGAUCAAAAUCGAAGACAAGAGGGAAGGAGAGAUCAAGAAGGGCAAGAAAAAGAUCGAACAAGAGGAGAUCGCGAGGGGUUCUUGGAGGACGAGAUGGCGUUGAAAUUUCUGAACAAGAAGGGAUGGCACACCGGGAGCCUCCGGAACAUCGAGAACGUGUGGAAGGCGGAGCAGAAGCAUGAGGCCGAGCAGCGCAAGCUCGAGGAGCUCCGCAAGCAGAUCCAGGACGAGCGCGAGAAGUCCGAGUUCCGCCUCCUCCAGGAACAGGCCGGCCUCGUCCCGAGGCAAGAAAGGUUGGAUUUUCUCUACGAGUCAGGAUUGGCGGUGGGAAAGGGGAGUUCAGAUGGGUUCAAGGCUCUUCAAGCACCACCAGUGGCGGCUUCCACUACCUCAACAUCCGAUGCUAGUUCCUCCAAGGCUGCCGUUCCUGGAGCUCUAUUUGAGGAUAAGCCUCAGUCUGCAAAUGAUACUUGGAGGAAACUUCACUCUGACCCUUUGCUCCUUAUCCGUCAGCGUGAGCAGGAAGCACUUGCUCGAAUAAAGAAUAAUCCCAUAAAGAUGGAAAUGAUUAAGAAAUCUGUAGAAGAUGAGAAAAAGAAGAAGCAAGAUAAGAAAGAAAUAAAAAGGCAUAAGGAUCAUCACCACAGUAGGUCAAAGCAUGAUAAACGCUCAUUGAGACGUUAUUCUGAUUCAGAAUACACAAGUGAUACUCAGGAAGAGAAGACAAGAGAGCGUCAAACAUCUGUACAGCAAGAAGGUAGGUCGAAGCGUCGGAAACAUUCAUCAAGAGAUCAUUCAGAUUCUGAAGAUGCUAAAGAAGGUGCAGAAGGGAAAAAAAAGAGUGAUUGCCCGACAUAUGAACAUUACCAGCACAGAAGUUCUAAGUAUGAUAAGCAUUCUCUGAAGGAUUAUUCAGAUUCAAGAAGGGCAGGUGAGUGUGAGGAAGAGGGGAAGUAUCGUCAUACAAUAUUAGAGUGUCAGCAACAUAUCCACUCAAAGAACGAGAAGCACUCAUCCAUAGGCCAUUCAUAUUCAAGAUACACUCACAAGGAAGAUGGGAGAAGGUCUAAUUAUUCUGCGUCUGAACAACAUCAUACUGAUUCUGAGCUUGGCAUGGAAGACAAGAACAGGGAAACCAGCAGGCAAAGAGAACAGCCUGGCUAUAACCGUCGUCGCGGUGUACCAAAGAUGUCGGAGGAAGAGAGAGCAGCUCGGCUAAGAGAGAUGCAACUGGAUGCAGAGCUCCACGAGGAGCAAAGGUUGAAGCGGUUGAAGAGAGCAACGGAGGCUGAUGCCCAAGAAGCAAUGAGGGCAAGCUUUUCAAGAGGCAAGAAUUUUUUGGUUGCUGCCGAAAAUAGCAUAUAUGGAGCUGAAAAGGGAGGGAGUGCUACGAUAGAAGAGAGUGUCCGUCGUCGUGCUUACUACUCGCAGGGAAGCUCAGCAGCCCAUGAGAGCAAUGCAUUUCGGCGGUGAGCAUGUUCCUGUCAUAUGUCAUCAUGUUGAAUCUGCAUAUGCACAAUUAUUCUGUUUUGAUCAGAUUCUUUGUGGAUUUAAUAUUGCCCAAACACUAUCUCUGGAUGCAAGAUAGCAAGCAGUGAACACACCAACGUCAAAUACUACCGUUCAGAGAUCAGUUUGACAUGUUGGAGGGCGUUUAUCAUAAAUUAUAUGAAAGGUCCAGCUAGUAUAGCAGUGUAUGCAUCUGUAAACCAACAGUUCAUUGGAGCGGUGGGCUUACGGAAACAAUGCAAGGCUCAGAGUAAUGAUACUAUCUAGCUUUUCUAGUAAAAGGCUGUUUGUUCGCACGGUUGCUUUCUUAUAUUAUCUUUUCUCACAAGAUUUGUGAGUUCAUUCUGCUGAUUAAGUGAUAGAUUGUGGUGAUGGUUCCCCCACAAAUACAUACUUUCUUAUAUUACCUUUUCUCACAAGAUUUGUGAGUUCAUUC
Musa acuminata AAA Group (dessert banana) is the source of this 2231-nucleotide messenger RNA. RefSeq lists its product as uncharacterized. The transcript has 5 exons. Bases 380 to 1759 code for a protein of 459 amino acids. Gene Ontology annotation, biological process: mRNA splicing, via spliceosome. Gene Ontology annotation, cellular component: U2-type spliceosomal complex. The record is from RefSeq and is a predicted model, not a curated record. Lineage: Eukaryota; Viridiplantae; Streptophyta; Magnoliopsida; Zingiberales; Musaceae.